AUGGCUCGAGAUGGCAGCGUUGUCCCUGCGGACCCACAGGCUAUGGUAGUUGCGAAGAAGAAGACACAGUCUGCUAGAAGUUGGAUUCUGUUUGAUGCUACGGGCCAAGGUUCCAUACUUGACGUGGACAAGUAUGCUAUCAUGCAUAGGGUUCAGAUUAAUGCACGUGAUCUUAGAAUCCUUGAUCCCUUUCUCUCUUACCCUUCUACCAUUCUCGGUCGUGAGAAGGCUAUUGUUCUUAAUUUAGAGCAUAUCAAGGCUAUUAUCACUGCUGAAGAGGUAUUGCUGCGAGAUCCAACAGAUGAACAUGUUGUCCCUGUCGUUGAGGAACUGCAGAGGCGAUUGCCUAAACAAGGAGAUGGUAAAGAGUAUCUUGGCGGUCAAAAUGAUAACGAAGCUGCUGAAGAAGAUGAGUCACCGUUUGAGUUCCGUGCCCUGGAGGUAGCCUUAGAAGCCAUUUGUAGUUUUCUUGCUGCACGUACAACUGAGUUGGAGAUGGCUGCUUAUCCUGCAUUAGAUGAACUUACUUCCAAGAUUAGUAGUCGUAAUCUUGACAGAGUUCGUAAACUGAAGAGUGCAAUGACAAGGCUGACUGCUCGGGUUCAAAAGGUCAGAGAUGAGCUUGAACAAUUGCUGGAUGAUGACGAUGAUAUGGCUGAUCUAUACCUAUCGAGAAAGGCAGGUUCAGCAUCACCAGUUAGUGGAUCCGGUCACGCGAAUUGGUUUGCUGCUUCCCCAACUGGAGGAUCGAAGAUAUCCAGAGCAAGUCGAGCAAGUAUUGCAACAAUGCGUUUAGAUGAAAAUGAUGUGGAAGAGCUUGAAAUGUUACUUGAGGCUUAUUUCAUGCAAAUUGAUGGUACAUUAAACAAACUAACCACACUGCGAGAGUAUAUUGAUGAUACCGAAGAUUACAUUAACAUUCAACUCGACAAUCAUCGUAAUCAGCUUAUUCAGUUGGAGCUCUUUCUUAGCUCUGGAACUGUAUGUCUAUCUUUCUACUCUCUGGUGACCGCUAUUUUCGGCAUGAACAUCCCAUAUACUUGGAAUGAUGACCAUAGCUACAUGUUCAAAUGGGUAGUUAUUUUGGGAGGAGUAUUCUCUGCUAUUAUGUUUCUCAUGAUUACCCUCUUUGCUCUCAAAAAGGGUUUGGUUGGAACAUGA
Molecule: messenger RNA, 1161 nt
Organism: Vicia faba (fava bean)
Lineage: Eukaryota; Viridiplantae; Streptophyta; Magnoliopsida; Fabales; Fabaceae
Source: the annotation of a GenBank genome assembly